AGUACAUGCUCCUUUCUUUUCCAUAGGAGCUCUGCUUUGAGUUAAAAAAAAAUCUCAAGUGCAGGAUUUCUGAACUGGGUCCUUUAGCAAGGAAAUGUAAUGGCUUAAGUGCCACUGGAGUCACCUGCUUUACAUUGAUGAUUUUUUUUUCCAUCAAGACGUCUUAGAAAUCUUCCUAUAAAUUCCUAUUGAGGGGGCUUCUGUAAAUCCCAUAACAGCUAUCAGGAAGUGGUGUAUCCCCAUUUCUUUCUUUCUUUCUUUUUCCACUUUUACCACUGUAGGUGGCUGCCGUUAGUGCACGGACCUGCUCAUUUAAACAGACACACCAAGAAUUGUUACCUAAGCAAGCCUGACAGUAAAGAAAGGACAGGCAGAGUUAGGGAGAAAAAGGAAAGAAAAAAAGACUGCCUGAAGCAAGUCACUUCACACGCAGAAAGAGCCACUGAACGAAUGCUAUUCUCAUAAACAAACAAAAAAUAUCUUGUUUAAGAAAAGAAGAGAACUGUGAGGACUUGACAGAAAAAGGCAAGAUUUUCUACCCACUGGUUUCAGUUUUCAUUCCAGACAUACUUGGUGAAGUAAGGAGACUUCUCUUUGCUGACAGAGCCCUUGAUUUCUCUUUCAAGAUGAUGAUGUAUUUGUGGGGUAAUCAGGAAGCUACAGCACCUCCUGACACUAUGGCGCAGCCUUAUGCCUCAGCCCAGUUCGCUCCACCUCAGAAUGGGAUCCCGGCAGAAUACACAGCCCCACACCCUCAUCCAGCUCCAGACUACACAGGCCAGACCACAGUUCCAGAGCACACGUUAAACAUGUACCCUCCUGCUCAGACACACACCGAACAGAGUGCAGCUGACACAAAUGCACAAACUGUCUCCGGCACAGCCACACAGACAGAUGAUGCAGCACAGACUGACGGCCAGCAACAGACACAAUCCUCUGAAAAUACAGAAAACAAAUCACAGCCGAAACGGCUGCAUGUCUCAAAUAUACCCUUCAGAUUUCGAGAUCCGGAUCUGAGACAAAUGUUUGGACAAUUUGGUAAAAUCUUAGAUGUUGAAAUUAUUUUUAAUGAGCGAGGCUCAAAGGGAUUUGGUUUCGUAACUUUCGAAAAUAGUGCUGAUGCGGACAGGGCGAGGGAGAAAUUACACGGCACCGUGGUAGAGGGCCGUAAAAUCGAGGUAAAUAACGCGACAGCACGUGUAAUGACAAAUAAAAAGACUGUCAACCCUUAUACAAAUGGCUGGAAAUUAAAUCCAGUUGUCGGUGCAGUUUAUAGUCCAGAAUUCUAUGCAGGCAGGGUGCUGCUGUGCCAGGCAAACCAGGAGGGAUCUCCCGUGUACAGUGCCCCCAGUUCACUAGUAUACACAUCCACAAUGCCAGGCUUCCCUUACCCUGCUGCAACUGCAGCUGCUGCUUACAGAGGUGCACAUCUAAGAGGUCGAGGUCGCACAGUGUACAACACGUUUCGUGCAGCAGCCCCCCCUCCUCCAAUUCCAGCCUAUGGCGGAGUAGUGUAUCAAGAGCCUGUGUAUGGCAAUAAAUUACCACAGGGUGGUUAUGCUGCCUACCGGUAUGCCCAGCCUGCCACUGCCACUGCCGCUGCCUACAGUGACAGUUACGGACGAGUUUAUGCUGCAGACCCCUACCACCACACACUUGCUCCAGCAGCCACCUACGGCGUUGGUGCCGUGAAUGCUUUUGCACCCUUGACUGAUGCCAAGACUAGGAGCCAUGCUGAUGAUGUCGGUCUCGUUCUUUCUUCAUUACAGGCUAGUAUAUACCGAGGGGGAUACAGCCGUUUUGCUCCAUACUAAAUGACAAAACCAUAAAAACCUUCCAAUGUGGGGAAAAAGGAAGCUUUCCGAGGCCUGGGUAUUGCAAUACAUGCAGUAGUGCAUCAUUUUAGCAACUCUAAAAAGAGGAAAAAUUACAUUUUUUAUCUUAUACCUCAGAUAUUUUGUUCUGUGUAUUUUAAUAUUGUGGGUCUUUAAUUUCUGAAGGUUCCGUAGUUUGAUUGCUGGCUGUAGAAGUUUUUGUGGUGAUCUAGAAAGCUGCUAGAUAUGAAUAAAAACUGUUUUAGGGCCACAAUCAAGAGUGCUAUAUCAUGUAAAUGAAUUAUAUAUGCUGAAUAUUAAGCUAUUGGGGUUAUCACAUGUUUUGUAAGAGUGUAAGUGACUACAGUAGUCAUUUUUUCUGCAUCUACAUUUAUUUUAGUUUAUGAAAGGGAAGGAGGGGGGAAAUUGGGCAUAUGGGAAUGGGGUUUGAAUAAAAUAUUAAAUCAUGAAGCAAAAAGGGGGCCCCACUGCACCAACUAUCAUGUAUCAACUGUCUUAAAUUAUUCACUGUUUGUUCAAAGCCAAAGGUUAUGUUGUUAUUAUGGGUGCUUCUCUUGACACUUGUACAUAAAAUCUGAUUAAAAACUGUCCAAAGGCACCCUUUUAAAGCAUUCCACGAGGCAGUAUUCAGCUAUUUAACCAUAACUAGUUAUUUAGGCAAAAACUGCUAGUUAGGUCAUUAACAAGCAUUCUUUUUAUAUUUCUUCCAGUAUAAUAAAUUAUUGAUAUCAUUGCAGACUUUUAUAUUAUGGGAGGGAAAAAUAAUAAAAAAGGUGAUAAAAGCACUGUUUCUAUUUUUUUCUUUUUUUUUCCAAAAAAGAAAGUAAUAAAAACUUAAAUUCUUUGUACCAGUUAAAAAAAAUGUAUAAAAUUUACAUCUGUGCAGUGGAGUUAUGUUCUAGAAAUACACCGCCUAUGAUGCUUUAGAUUUAGACUAGUAGACCAACUGUUAGAGACAAACGUAUCAUUUUUAUGGAACUACAUGAUAAACAUAUUCAGAUUUAUAUAAGCAUUUUACAAGUAUUGCAGUCAUUGAGUAGAGAUAAUCAUGGUAUUUUCAUCAGCUUGGUACUUUUUGAAACAUGACUGUGUCGUGUAAACAAUCUGCAAUUUUUCAAGGCUUGACAACUUGCCCCUAUUUAAUUUUCAAACCCAAGACUAUUUUGCAAAGUACUGGGCCCGAGCCAACUUUUGAACUGGAACAAAAAAAACAAAAAAAAAAGGAGCUUCUUCU
Molecule: messenger RNA, 3069 nt
Organism: Pelodiscus sinensis (Chinese soft-shelled turtle)
Lineage: Eukaryota; Metazoa; Chordata; Testudines; Trionychidae
Source: RefSeq, a predicted model, not a curated record